Molecule: messenger RNA, 2679 nt
Organism: Limulus polyphemus (Atlantic horseshoe crab)
Lineage: Eukaryota; Metazoa; Arthropoda; Merostomata; Xiphosura; Limulidae
Product: E3 ubiquitin-protein ligase RNF220-like
Exons: 15
Coding region: 470-2269 (599 amino acids)
Biological process (GO): protein ubiquitination
Molecular function (GO): ubiquitin protein ligase activity; metal ion binding
Source: RefSeq, a predicted model, not a curated record
CCUAUGGAAGCGCUUAGCCUUUGUAAAACUUGGUAUCGUUAAUUUGUAAUUCAGCUCAUGACAGAUUUGAACGUGUGGUGUACAAUCCUUAGUUUGUUAAGUAAAGGUGUUAUUCACUAAUGUGCACCAGUAAUUAAUCUUGUCUCUUGUUUCCUGGUGUAGUGGGAGAGCUUUCAUCGUUGGAAUUCUUUGAUCUUGUGGCUGUAUUACAGUGUUUUAAACCUGUUUUUUUCUGUUUGAGUAAAAACUUGAGUAUAUGAGUUAUUAUUAAAUUAGGUAUGUUUAAUAAGGACUUCUUUAUACAAAUGGAACAUGUUUCGACCCAACAAGUGGUGAUUCAGAUAUCGUUCCAAUGAAACCAACAAUGUUUAGAAGAAAACCUGACUUGGCCUUACAGGUACAGUAGUUCGAUUUUUCUGUGUCUAGCAAAGCACAACGAACUCUGUGUCAAGUUACUCCAAUUCAAAGAAUGGCUAGUCACAACGAUCGUUUCCGUGGGAGGCCUGCUUUUUUCCCAGCACAUCUCAAGUUUCACCCCAGCCUACAGGGUCUGCAGAUGCGAAUGGGAGGACUGGACACUUCAGCCUAUCUGUCUACAUCUGCUAGCUCAUCAGCACUCGUGGUGUUAGCUUCACAGCCCAGUUCUCAGGUUCAAGGGCUGGAGAAGGAACCAGCUUCGCCCUUUUAUACACCGUUCACGUCAGCCGGAUCCUUUCCUGCACUGCCCAUGUUUGGACCAGCAGACACUUACCCGCCCCACCUUCUUCCGGUUUCUUCGCCCAUGAUGAACUCAUCUGGUCUGGAUAGACAAGUUAGCUUUCUAAAUUCUGGAACAGGUAGUAACCUUAGACCUUUGGAGGUCACAGAUGAGCGAGUAGGCAACGGAUUUAAUGGAUCAGCUUUCAUUCCCGCAAAUGUUUUGAAAACUGACAACUCUGAUCCUACAAGUUCCCAAUCUUUUCAGCAUCCUAAGUACCAGAGUAAUAACAUCUUCCAAAGCGAUGCUAGCACUUCCCAAAGUUUUAGAGUAUCGCCGCCCGUUCGAGUUAAGAAAGAAUGCUCUACCGAUAAGGGCCUAUCUAUGACCAGCCCGGAAGUGCCCGAUCAUUUGGCCGAAACGGCCGUAUCUGACGGUGGAGACUCAACUGACCGAGGUACACCCGAAGAAGGCCGUCUGAGACGAAAGGUGAAAAAAAGAGGACUGCUGGAUGGACAGGCAUCGUGUUGUCCAGUGUGCGGAGUGACCAUCAGACCAGCGGAGUUGUUAUCACAUUUUGAACAGGAAGUUGAAAAACUAAACAAAAUAAACAAGAUCCUAAGGAGGCCAACCAAAGAAGGAACACCACAGAUUAGGAAUUCGCCCUCUCCGGGAAGCAGCAGAAAGAAGGAUUCAAUAAAUGCGUUAGAUUCUCGGUGGAACACCUUCCAGAAAGUCCAGUGCAAUCGGCAACAUCGGCUUGGAGUUCGAUCCUGCAAAACAAAGAAAAAAUUGGCGGAAGAAACUCUGUGUCCAGUGUGUUGUGAAAGAUUGACAGGAAAUCAGGAAGAGCUCAACCUCCACGUCGAACGGUGCCUAAGAAAGAUAGAAAACAAUGGUUCAGAAGAUGAAACGGUGGAUGUGGAAGCAGAAGAAGCCUAUGAAGAGUACGAAUGGGCAGGUCAAAUGAGGGUAAGAGCGACAUCGUUUCUGAAAGGAGGAUUUGCAGCGUCGGGUUUUCAAACAAGAAGACAUAACAGUGAAGACGAUGAACAAGAUCUAAACGUAGAUAGCGACGAUACUGCCACCUAUGGGCAACCACAAUACACCGAAGCAGAUGUUAUACCAUGCUCUUCUGAUGAGCCUACGGAGAACAGAGAGAGAGAGGAGCUGAGAAGAGCGAUGUUAAUAGAUGCUGAGGGACAACAAAGGAUUCCAGAAGGGAGCAAAUGGGUUUGUAAAAAUGAACAUCAGCUUGAGCUGGAAGGAAAUGAACAGCCUGCCCUAACCAAUGGGGAAAUUGAAUCAGAAAAAGCUACCAUUACACAAGAUAAACUUCAGACAGUUACAUCUUUAAAGUCCCGAAUUAAGGAACUAGAAAAACAAAAUCAUCACAAUGAUAAGAUGAAGUGUUUGAUAUGUAUGGAGCCGUACACACAGCCUGUAGUUUCUGUUUGUUGUUGGCACGUUCACUGUGAAGAAUGCUGGUUAAGAACAUUGGGGGCCAAAAAGUUGUGUCCACAGUGUAACAUGAUUACUUCCCCUAACGACUUAAGAAGAAUUUAUCUUUGAAUUGACUAACCAUUCCUCAGCAGUUGUACAAGUUGUAUGUAACUGAUUGUCAGUUAAAAGGUUCCUAAAAAACAGACUAAGAUGGAAAAUUAUGAUCAACUAUUUCUUGUUCUGUUGUAUCAUUUAUUUAGUUCUUAUUUUUAAUAUUUUUUCUUGGAUUUGUGAAAAGUUUGCUGGCAUGUGUAACCAAAGUGGUUUCUGUGAAAACUGAUAGUGAUAUUAAAAAAAUCCAUAUAUGUACAAUAAGAAGCAGAGAAGCUAUAGAAUUGUAUAGUAUUUUAAUUUAUGUGUAUAGACAUCGUUUUAGCAAACUUUUUUGUCAUGUAUAUGUUUAAAAGUUGUUAUAAGAAAGACUUUUUUUUUCCAGACCAGAGUUGUGACUGAAAUAAACUGACCUCUCAUUACUUGCA